Messenger RNA from Colletotrichum karsti, 1140 nucleotides. RefSeq names its product px domain-containing protein. The transcript has a single exon. Gene Ontology annotation, molecular function: zinc ion binding. The record is from RefSeq and is a predicted model, not a curated record. The coding region runs from base 1 to 1140 and encodes 379 amino acids. NCBI's taxonomy places the organism in Eukaryota, Fungi, Ascomycota, Sordariomycetes, Glomerellales, Glomerellaceae.
AUGGUCUUCACCCGGACUCCGCGCAGCGGCGGGAGGAGAGGAGGGGUGACAUACAACAAGUCGUCGUCGUACGGCAAGUCCAGCGGCAACUGGCGGUCCUCCGGAUACGGCGCCGGCGCCGGCACCCCGUCAUCCCAGAAGAAGCGCCUGGACGGCCUGUAUCUGGAGGGGAACUGGUACUGCAACUGCGAGCCGCGACUCCAGGCAAAGUACCUCGAGACCAAGAAGAAGGGCCCCAACCACGGGCGGUGGUUCUUCACCUGCGGGGGUUCGAGGAAUUGCAACUUCUUUCUCUGGGAGGACGACGCCAAGAACCGCUCGGGCGGGAACACGAUGACACUGCCGCCCAUGCCCGAGGACGACGACAACGACGACGAGGAUGCGGCCAAGAGCAGCAAGACGGCCACGCCUGGGCCGUUGGCUACGACUACUUCCGCCGCGGCUGCGCUUCCCACGCCGGUGACGGCCACGCCUCGACAGAGGUCCAUGGGCGAUUACCUCACCAAGCCAGCCGCAGCCGCGGAGACGCCUUCGCGGACGGCCGCGAAGAGGAAGAGGGUUCUCUUCGAGUUCAGCGAUGAGGAAGGGGAGGACGAGUACGGGAUGGACGACGUGUCGGAGGACGAGGAGCGGCAGAUGAACGAGGCCAUGGAGCGGAGCGCCAAGAAGCUCACGAACGCGCCGCCGGUGACUCCCUCGGCCAGACGGACGUCGGACGAGCAAGUCAGCACGCCUGGAACCGUGACGAGGACGCUCUUCCCCGACGCCAAGAGGAGGAACACCGGAGCCGAGACGAGCGGCUUUUCGUUCUCGGGCGCGAGCACGAGCACCUCGUCGACCAUCACCGCCGGGGGACCGUCCUCGUCGCCGCCGGGGUCGCAGGCCCGGGCGGAGGAGGAGGCGCGGGCGCUGGACCCGACGGACGAGGUCAUGGGACUGCUGAGGGGGAAGAAUGUGGACGAGGCGACGAUGGGCGAGGUCAGGGACGUUCUCCGGCGGUUCGCGAUGAAGGCCAAGGGCGUGGCCAGGGGUAGAGACAGCGUGCGGACGGCGCUGAAGAGCAAGGAUGAGAAGAUCGCGGGCUUGCAGGAACGGGUCGCGAGUCUGGAGACCCGGAACCGGGUUCAGAGGGAGGGAUGA